AAAAAAAUUAUCACUAGACUAUUGAUUAUCAAUUAAUCAAUUGGAGUAAAUUGUUUGCUCCAAUUUAAAUUGAAACAAUUUUAAAGUGAAGGUGAACAAUUGUCAUCAAGUGAAAGUCACAUUACAUUGAUAACAAUUGAAAUGAAAGUUAAUCUGUUACUUGAAUCAUUUGUUUUUCUUUGUUAAGUUGAUUAAGUUAAUCUUUAAAUCAACUAACUUGAUAGCCUAAAUUAAUGAGCUUAAUUCGGUCAUUGGUUAAUGGAAAGGUGCUUAUCUUGCUGGAUUAAUUUGUCGUUUAUUAGUUGAUUUACAAUCGAUUCUACUUGAUUGUAAACGAAUUGGGAUCAGAAAAGUAUUCGGAUCUUCCUCAGGUAAGAUAUGGACUCGUUACUGUUUGUUGAUUUUUUCUCUUCUGUUUUUAUCUUUGACUAUUAAUUGAAAACACUGUUUACCUUAAACAUUUGGUCCAAUCUCUUUGGUACAUCAUGAUGCAUCCACAUUCAAGUCAUCACACUAAUAAUGGUAAUCACUCAAACCAUCACCAUCUUCAUGUUAAUCACCAUUUACCAUUUCAUCGGAAUAACAAGCACCAUCACUGUCAAGAAGAUCUCUUCCAAUCUUAUACAAUAUUCUCUUCAUGUGAUGAAGAUGAUUCAUCAUCUAUUAUUGAUGAUGUUAAACCUUUACCCUCCUUGACUAUGUCAAACCGCCUGAUGAUCACUCAAGAUUUAAAGAUGAGUGAGAUCCGAAGCCAAUUGAUCUCACAUAAAUUAUUGUUGACCAAUUUAAUCAAGGUGAAUGAAUCUGAAGUAAGGAAUUUGAUUAAAUCUACCAAACAACGAAUUAAACAAGAUGAUUUACUAGAUGAACCUGGUCAAACUUAUCUGGAUAAGAUUCUAGAGAAAAGUCGCAAUUCAAGAAUAAGCUCAAAGUUCCCACAAAAUGUGAUGAGUAUUAAGAAAGGAAUUUGCUGUUUUGAAGAUAAUCUAUGUAAAUGUGACAAACCAUCUCUUCCAUUUAGUAGACAUUGUCAACGACACAUUUUAUAUAAUGUUGAUCAAUUGCUUUUUGUAAGAUGUACAGCCAAAGAUAGUGAAACAUCAGCCCAAUGUUGUAAUCCAUCAUUAGAUGUAUUCAGGGAUGAGCCUCUUUGUAAUCAUCACUUGCAUAAGAAAAGCUUAAUCUCCCCUUGUAUCCAACCAGAGGAAGACAAUUUAAAAGCCAAUAAUUUACUUAAUGUUGGACCAGUUUCGGGUAAAGGUAAACUGCUAAGUGGACCUGGUAGACAUGGUAAAAGAACUAAGAAACGUCGGAAAUUAACUGGUGGUAAAGGCAUUCCAGGUUCGAUUGACAAUGUUGAUAGUUCUAGUUUAUUCUCUCAAGACUCAACCGAUAGCCAUUUUGUUAAUACAAAUAAUUGUGAUACUUCUAAAAUACAUUUAUCAGCAAUCAAGACUGAACCAAAUGACAUAACAACAUCAACCUCUCUAUCAAUCGCAACUGUUCAACCGAACCAACAACAACAAUCUUCUAUAUUAUCUACCAUUCCUCAAGCAAUGUCACUUCAAAUCAAUCGACAUCACCUUCAUCAUCAGCCAAUUCAGCCACAGCCACAAAUCGCAUCACAACCACAACCACUUCAACAUCUUCCCACUUCCACAGUUGCGUCUUCACAUCUUUCUAAUGGAAGAGGUGCUCAUGGUAAUUUAUCCACAAUUCCAAAUGCAGCUCUUUUAAUCCGUGGAGACCAAACAAGUGUAGCCCAAACAUUAACUUCUUCAGUUCCUGUUGUGUUACCUGGAAAUGGAAUCAUCCCUGGUCAUUUAGGCGGUUGUGUCACCUCAUUGGCGCAAAGUGAUGAAGCUCUGGUCGCAUCUUUGGUCGCUGAAUUGCCACCUCUUUGUGCAGAAAACGGUCCUGAACCUGAGCCUCCAGGAUUUGUUGAUGCUGAUCUAACGGAAGUGUUAAAAAUACCUGAUGAUGCAUUUAACGAUCUAUUUGUUGACAAUCUUAAGAAUGGUGAUAUUCCAAGUAAAGAAGAGUCGGAAGCGCUGGAACAAGCUUUAGCUGCUGUCAGUAAGAAUGUACAAUAUCUUUCGGUGGCAGCGGCCGCAGUUGGCGGAAGCUCAAGAUCAUCUGUAAAUAAUUUACCCAGAGAAGGAGUUACAUCUGUUACUCCUACAACUGUGAUUAAUGGUGAUUCCAAUUAUUAUUCUCAUCAAACUCAGCAUCACAAUCAUAAUCACAAUCACCACAAUCAUCAUCAUCAUCAUCAUCAUCAACAUCAUCAUCAUCAUGGUACAGUUAAUGGGGAAUUACCUCAACUUUCACAUCAUCAAACAUCAUCUGUGACAACAUUAACAACUCCAUCACCUCAAUUAACGCACCAACAACAACAAUCAUCCCAAUCUGUUCAACAAACGCCAAUACAACCCUCACCUCCUAUUGGUUCUUCUGUUCCAAGCUCUUCGGUUGUUUCUCAGUCACUAAUUUCUUCAUCUACAUCUCAUGAUCUAACAGGUCGAUCGAUAACAAAUGCGACAUCAUUAAACCUCAACGAGAAUGAUAUUCUUGGUUUGGCAAAUAAUAUUUUAACUUCAUUGACAACGGAACAACAACAACAGCUCAAUGGACUAAUUGAUGGAGCUUUAGCCUCAGGAUCAUUAACAUCACCUACAAUUAAAUCAGCUUUGGCAUCUUUAUCAAGUUUACCUCAAGAAAGUGAAUCUUGUGAGGCGCAUUUGUGACCCUUACCAAAAAAAACAGAGAGAUACAAAUUCACCCCAAUUACUUACCUUUGGAAGUUAUUUAUCUUUUUCUUAUCGUUUAAAUAUCAAUUCUACAACAAAAUAGUGAUACUCAAUCGAUGAAAUUUCAUGUAAAUCAAACAAUUAAUCAUUUUCGAUUCUUUUGAUUUUUCUAUCCAAUGUUUUUUUCUCAAAACAAAAUGAAUUCAAUUACCUUAGUCUUCGAGAGGAUCAACAAAAGAGACGAUAACGAGAGAUUCCAGUUGAAUUAUAGUCCAAAAUAAACGACCUCUACUCUGAACAAUUGGCCAUCAUUACUUUUGUGAUUAUUUUCCUCUUAAUCUCCUCUCUCAUCUUGAUUAAUUCAAUUAUGAUCCAUCGAAAGGAUCGAAAGCAAAUCAACUUUCUGCAAAUGUUUUACUUAAUUUCCAAUGACUAGAAGUACAUUUGAUUUGCUUUUCCCCAACUGAAUCUCGUUUACCUGAUGUUGGUCUUUUCUCAAACUUUUAUUACAAUUAAUUAACAAUAACGAACAUGAAACUUAA
Panonychus citri (citrus red mite) is the source of this 3292-nucleotide messenger RNA. Its product is annotated as lateral signaling target protein 2 homolog. NCBI's taxonomy places the organism in Eukaryota, Metazoa, Arthropoda, Arachnida, Trombidiformes, Tetranychidae. The coding region runs from base 486 to 2747 and encodes 753 amino acids. The record is from RefSeq and is a predicted model, not a curated record. Gene Ontology annotation, cellular component: nucleus. The transcript is spliced from 2 exons.